Messenger RNA from Lachancea nothofagi CBS 11611, 1242 nucleotides. Lineage: Eukaryota; Fungi; Ascomycota; Saccharomycetes; Saccharomycetales; Saccharomycetaceae. The record is from the annotation of a GenBank genome assembly.
AUGAGCGUCGUAAAGUCUAGAAUCACUGUUCUUUUCGACAGUUUGCAAGACCUGGAGAAGAUAUCACAGAACGCGCUAGGUUCUGAUGAAAGCUCCGAGAGUCUAGUAAUUGAAGGGUCUGAUCAGCUCGUGCAGCGAAGAACCACGUUGGACGUGUUUGACGAUUCAGGACUAGUCAGAAUCACUUGGAAGCGGAGAGGUGCUGAUACUUCUGACUUUGUCUUGGCUGCACCUUUAUCUGAUGGACUGAAUGUUUACGUUUCUCGGUACCCUAAAUCAAAACCGACUAUUCGAGGUGCCAUCAAUUCCGCAAAAUAUCACCUCCUGCAUUCCGACGAAUUUGACAAAGAACUCCUGGGCCAAUUUCUGCCUUCUGAAUUUGACGGGAACGCACUAGAUUGGGAAAUUAAGAAUUACGAUAUCUUUGUUGGCCAUGGAAAACUCCGUGUAGAUGAGUAUUAUAAUAUAAAGAAAGGUCAAGACGAAACGCUGACUUAUGACGCGGCCCUUGGUAAGUUAGAAGUUGGAUUUUUCUUUGUAGAAUCGAGCGACGAAUUUGAUGUCAAUUUGAAUGGCGCCAGGUGCAUUUGGAACAAUGCAGGUUUUAUUGAGCAAUGCCAGAAAACGUACCUCUUUUUCCAGCGGGCGCACUCUAUGUCACUGAAGCCUUCCGGCACCUUGCUUGAGCUUCUAGAACCGACAGGUCUCCACCCUAUAGUCUCUGUCGAUUUGACAAACGAAUUGCCAUCUGACAAUUGUGACCACUUUAUGUAUUUAACGGCGCCUGCAGAUCUUUUCAUAGACAAGUUCGAGUCCUCUCCUGUUUUUCUGGCAGGUGCGGCUGACUUAGAAGCACCAGAGUAUGCAGUUCGGAACACAUCAUGGGGUAUGGAAACAUUACUAUUAUUGGAGCCAGGAAAGUUGAACGAAAUUAAAUUACACACGAGAUACGUUCAGCCACAAGAAAAGGGACAGUUCAAAAUGGUACAGUUCACGAGCUCCGUAUUUCAGGCAUGCGAUUCGGGCAAUCACAACAUACACGAAAAUCCUUUCUACUCGAAGUCUCUGGGCUUUGAGUCGCUCUUCACUAACGAUACCACGUUCAGACACCUCAAUUCUACGAAUUUUAAGGUCUCGAUUCCCGUUGGGGACACAAGUGACUACGAAGUGGUAAAAAUAACUACUUGGUCGUGUUUGAUUCUCGCCACAGUUUACCUACUAAUGAAAGUACUGAAGAGAUAA